AUGAAGAGGUCAACUGAUGAGCCUGAUGGCCAGGAAGCAGUUGCUAUGUUGUCGGCGCACGAUGAUGGAGCUGCGGACGUUCGGCGUGGUAAGAAUGGAAGUGUCCUGAACAGACCUGAAGACCCCGACUUCUUUAGCAGCCCAAAUGACCUUGAAUCUCCAGGAAAUGUGAGCCAGGGCCAGGUGUCUGUUGGCGCAGAGAGCGCGACCAGUUAUCAGUCGGACCACAGCCGGGUUGGUCUGCUGAAGAAGGGCAACACAGAGAAGGAAGUUAUCAUUGAGCAGAAGUUGUCUUUCUAUGAUGAUUACGAUGAAGAAGGAAACCAGUGCCGGAUGGGGCGCUUCAGUCCAGCCUGCUUUCAGCUGUGUGCCAAUAUCAAGAUGUUUGUCUUCUUCAUGUGUGUGCUCAUUGUGGUGGCCUCCUCGCUGACCACCGGCUACCUCAACAGCGUCAUCACCACUAUUGAGAAAAGAUUCGAAAUCGGGAGCUCCGUUUCAGGUCUGGUCGCUGCAGCCUACGAAUUCGGGAAUCUAGUUGCAGUCAUAUUCGUCUCCUUCCUGGGAGCAUCUCGACACAUUCCCAAGCUGAUCGGAUUCGGAGUGCUGAUCAUGGGCAUCGGCUCGCUGUUGUUUUCCCUGCCACACAUCAUCGCUCCCAAGUACUCCAUCCGCUCCGGCAUGAUGGACAACAUCACCGGAGAGGAGGGCAUCUGCCGAGGCUCGGGCCAUUACAUGGACUCCGCCUUGUGUAUCGAGCAGAACUCGGGCAACUGGGGUUAUGUGCUCCUGCUGGUGGCCGCUCAGAUUCUCAUCGGCACUGGGUCAUCGCCGAUCAUGACUCUGGGGAUUGUUUAUGUGGAUAAUCACGUGACCAAGGAGAAGUCGCCGGCGUAUCUGGCAUGUAUGCACGCUUCUGGUGCCUUGGGUCCAGUAUUGGGCUACGCCCUGGGAGCACUCCUGUUGCAGUACUAUGUGGACACCUUCACCCACGACGUCCAGAUGACACCCUCUAGCCCCCGCUGGAUUGGAGCUUGGUGGGGAGGCUUCAUCAUUUGCGGGGUGCUUCUAAUACUCUUGUCGCUGCCCUUCCUGUCUUACCCCCGAGUUCUGGUCAAAGAAAAGAAGCGGAUACUGGAGCAGAAGACCAAGGAGGCUCUGCUGCCGGCUGUUGACGACAUCGUCACGGAAGACAAGCAGUACGGUCACUCUAUCAAAG
This is a messenger RNA of Candidula unifasciata, 1216 nucleotides long. NCBI's taxonomy places the organism in Eukaryota, Metazoa, Mollusca, Gastropoda, Stylommatophora, Geomitridae. The record is from the annotation of a GenBank genome assembly.